This is a messenger RNA of Metarhizium album ARSEF 1941, 573 nucleotides long. Its product is annotated as Rieske [2Fe-2S] iron-sulfur domain protein. NCBI's taxonomy places the organism in Eukaryota, Fungi, Ascomycota, Sordariomycetes, Hypocreales, Clavicipitaceae. The coding region runs from base 1 to 573 and encodes 190 amino acids. The transcript has 2 exons. Gene Ontology annotation, molecular function: 2 iron, 2 sulfur cluster binding. The record is from RefSeq and is a predicted model, not a curated record.
AUGAACUUCUUCAGAUCCCGCCCGGACACAGGCUGGAUCCCCGUCGGCGCGGCAUCGUCAUUCCCCAACCUGGGCCCCGACGCACCCAGCCUGAUCCAGCAGCGGCCCUGCCAUGACGCCCGUCCCGCGCCGGCGCCCGGAUGCAAGGUUUUCCACGUCCCCCGAGACCACCAGCCCUCCCGGGCGUCCGAGAUACACGUCUCCCGCGAGGGUCUGCCGUCUCCUGCUACGGGAGACGAGCUUGUAGACCAAGUGCUGGUGUUCCGGUACCGAGGGAAAUUCCACGCAGUGGACCAUUGCUGUCCGCAUCAGUCCUAUCCUCUGUCGAAUGGGAGCCCGUUCGACAUUGAGGACUUUGGAGUCGUUCUUAGUGCCGGGCUGGCUUGUCCGAAACAUGGCUGGUCGUUUGACCUUUUUACUGGCACGGCGGACCGGGCAGCGUACAAACUAGCUGUUUGGGAAGUUCAACUACGCGACAAGGACGGGGUUCAAGUUGUUGAUAGCAAAGGGGAUGGCGACGUGGGCGCUCGGGAUGAGACUGUAUGGGUGAGACGGAAGCCGCGAGUGGGCUGA